Molecule: messenger RNA, 1840 nt
Organism: Tigriopus californicus
Lineage: Eukaryota; Metazoa; Arthropoda; Copepoda; Harpacticoida; Harpacticidae
Product: beta-TrCP-like
Molecular function (GO): protein binding
Source: RefSeq, a predicted model, not a curated record
CGGGCCUCACCUGGACACAACUGCGACAACUGCUUACACGCCCGACGAUUUGCCUACCCGCAGCCCCGACUCAAAUCCUCGCUUUUGCGAUCCAUGCGCCGCACGGGCUUACACUUUAGUCCGACUCAUCCGGGUCGGCGCUCGCCCGCGCCCUCGACCACGGUGGUCGAUAUCCUGACCUUGAUCAUCCAGUGGCAAAUGUACCAUUUGUCUGACCAGAUCUUGUCCUAUUUGGACGCGGUGUCGUUGCGCACGUGCGAGGAGGUGUGUUGUCUGUGGCGGGGCUACAUUCGCCAUCAAAAGACUUGGCGCAAAGUGGUGGUGAACACGGCCAAGGAAACUCCGCAAUUGAUGGAGCUCAACGGGUGGAAUCGCCUCUUGUCCAGGUUGAGCACCACGCGCGAUAUGGUCGAUAUGGACGUGUUUAAGAACUUGUAUUGGAAAAUGACCACGCUGAAAGAAGUUUGGCGACAUCAGGCUUUGUCCGAGAACAAGAACCAUUUCAAGCGCUCCGGCACGAUUGUUUGGACGUUCUUACCGUCUGGUCGCUCCGUGUCCGUGUACACGCAAGGCAAGGGCUACGUGAUCAAGAUCCACGACGACAUGACCUUCAAGUUCCGGGCCUUGCUUCGAUCCACGCUGGGCACGGUCAAGAAAGACAACCUCUGUUUAGAUGCCACGGAAAAACGCAUCGCCGUGGGCGGAUUUGUCAGUCAGAAAGUGUGGGUGUUCAAUGUCAAGGAGGGCCCAAUCACCCGAAAGCGCCAUCUCGAGUAUCUCUUGGGCGUGAUGAAGGGCGAGCUGGCCCGUGCCGAGCCCACGCUCGACAUCGAGCUCUACAAGUUCAUCAAUGCCGAGUCGGGCGUGCGGAAAAUCAAGCUCCACCCCGAUGAGAAGCGCAUGGCGGUGCUCUUGCCUUCCAAUCAGUCGGUGGAGAUUUGGGACAUUGACCAAGUGAUUCGUCUUCAAACCCACUCGGUUCAAGCCGACUCGCUCUACCUCAUUUGGAAAGAGGGCAUCUUGGUGACCGCCCCCACCUAUUCGGGAAUCAUCCAAGUGUUCAACACCGACCGAGAGACUCGAGUGGGGACGGUGGUAGGCAAUUUGCGGCGGAUUGAUGCCAUUGCUAUGUACAAUCAACUCAUUGUCACGGCCGAGGGCAAGAUGAUCAAGCUCUGGAGCAUGCCCGACGAAAAGAUGUUGAUCCAUUGGAUCGCCACCAAAGGUCAUCUCUGCUCGUUGUUCCUGAAUGAUGUGAUUGUGGUGAGCGGCUCGAGUGCGGGCGUGGUCAAGAUCUGGGAUCUUAAGACCCUGUUCUUGUUGAAGGGCGUGGAUUGCGUGCCAAUUCGAAGGAUCACCAUGAAAGGCAUCCUUCACUAUCCAAUCAAAUUCAUCCAUUUGUGGUCCUACACCAACAUGGUGAUUGUGGCCAAGUACGAAGCUAAGAAACGCAAGGACAAGGUCAAAAUCGUGCAAGUAAAAACAUAUUGAUCUGUGAUAGAACACAUCCACCCCGCCCGAAAUCCGAACUUCUCAAAACCCGAUCCGAGCCCUUCCUUUCGCUCUUGUUGGCCAUUCGAACCGCUCUCAAAUCAUUAUGGAGCAAGGUCUAUGCCAGCAUGCGAGGAUGGCCGUACCCACAAACACUCACCUCUCUUCCCCACCAAGAAUCAUACAUACGUAACUAUUGAGUUUUGUUCCCACCCACCAUUAUUGUCCAAAUCAGGUCGGCUCACACACAAUGCUAGGAUGAUGAUGAAGGACCGGCCAGAAGAGAUUGAUCUCCCGAAUUCGAUAUCGCGGCCGGGAAGAAGAAAACAAAUAUCACCCGGAUUUCAAG